Oldenlandia corymbosa var. corymbosa is the source of this 2806-nucleotide messenger RNA. The record is from the annotation of a GenBank genome assembly. NCBI's taxonomy places the organism in Eukaryota, Viridiplantae, Streptophyta, Magnoliopsida, Gentianales, Rubiaceae.
CCUCUACCCUUUUCAUUUCUGUUGCUAAUUUCCCGACCAAAUCGAGGUUUUAAACCAUGGAUGCUGAUUCUUGGAGCUCCCGUUUAUCGUCUGCUUCCAGGAGUUAUAAAUCUGCUCUUCAAUCCCGAUCUGGUGGAACGAAAUGGGAUGGGUUCGAUGCAGAAAUGUUGAUGGGUUUCGAGGAAAUUGAUGUUGCAGAUGAUGAUAUCAGAGAGGAGUAUCCAUGCCCUUUUUGUACGGACUAUUUUGAUAUCGUCGGGCUUUGCUGUCAUAUUGAUGACGAACAUCCUGUUGAGGCUAAAAAUGGGGUAUCUUUCCUGUCUUCAUUUUUGCUUUUAUGUUCUUUCUUUGCACAUGAAUUUUGAGAAAUUUUUAGCUGUCUUCCUUGGGCACUAUCUCUUAAAGAUUAAGCUGCUCCUGAGAAGAACUGAGUAGUCGCAUCUUACUGAUUCAUUUAUUUUUUUACAUUAGAACUCUUGCAGUCCAAGGUGCAUUAGAAUGUCAUAUGUAUUGUCGAACUGCUCUUCAGAUUUUUAUUCUCAAUCCUCCGUUCUUUGUUGAACUUGAAAUUCUUUGGUGGUAAUAUGACAAGUAUUUAGUUGUUGAAUACGUUCUUGAUAGAUGCGAGGAUGAGGUGUGAGUCCUAAACUACCAUGUUGUGUAGAAAUAAGUGUCAAAAAAAAAAACAGUGAUAUUCAUGACAACAUGCUUUUCCAUCUUCUGUGGACAAUCUAAUAUGGAAUUUGUGUCCCUUUGUGUUCUUCAAUUACUCACUAUAAAACUGCCAACAAAGAAUUUCGUACCAAUCAUUUUGUGACUUCUCAAAUAUUCUGUCUUUUAGCUGGCUUUAUUCUUUGUGGUUAGAGGUGGCAAUUGGGCGGGUAGGGUGGGACUCGGGCGGGUAAUUAAUGGUUGGGUAGUUAUUGGGACUGGGAUUAGUCAAGCCCUAUGUGUUUUCAUAUGGGAGGGAAAUUAAUGGGAUUAGGAUUUGGGUAACCAAGACCCAAUGGGAUCCCAACAAAAAUGAUUGUUAGAUAAAUUAAGGAAAAAAACUUGGUAAAAAAAAAUGAGAAUAAAAAAGAAAGAACGGUCAACGUUAAAAGAAUACCAGCUUCUGCCAAACCUCUUAGCAGAGUUGCCGCACCACCACCGCCGCUAACGCUAAAAUUAGAUUUUAGAAGGAAAAACAAAAAAUAGUGUAUGGCCUUAUUUUUGGCAAUCGAGAGGCAAAGAAUGAGUUUUGAUAUCUCAUAUCUGUCACUGACCCCGACAAAGGUGCAAUGUUAUUAACAAAUUUGAGGUUUUGAUCGACAAUUAUGGAUUCAGAUAUGAAAGGAAUUAAAAAUCAAAUGAUAAUGCCGCAAGUUCAGUAAUUUUAAUGAGAUAAACUUAAGUUUUACUCGCCACGGCGAAGUCUAUGGUGGGUAGCAGCGGAAGAAGCGGCGACGACAAGGAAUGAAGUAGAUUCUAUGGAGAAUAACGGUGGAUGAAGUGGCUAGGGUUUGAACCUGAUGUUGAGAUUAUUACCCACUUCUACCAUUGGUUUCCCAUGGGAACUAAACCCAAUCCCAAUAUAAUCUAGCCCAAAAUAAACACACACCCAAAAAUAUCGGUGGGAAUACCCUCCAAUAAGUAAGAGUCCCAUUGGGAUCCCAAUGAGUUUGGGUAUUUUUGCCAGCUCUAUUUGUGGUGUCUAAAAUCUUCUAACAGUUGGUGAGACAUGUUUUAAAGUUUCUCAUUAAAUUUACUGCAGCUGUACAACUCAAAGUCAAUUGUAAAUAGACAAAUUUAUUUUUGAUUACUUAAAUUUCAAACUAUCUCUGGGAUCCUUGCAAAUUCACUUUAGAGUCCUCUGAUUCUGAUUGUUAUGGUUGUAUGGUGGGUGGGUACAGUUAAAAUUACUUUAUGUGUAUUGGAGCUUUCUGAUUGACACGAUGAAUUCAAUGCAGGUUUGUCCAGUUUGUGCGAUGAGGGUUGGGGUUGACAUGGUUGCGCACAUAACAUUGCAACAUGGAAAUAUCUUUAAGAUGCAGCGUAAGCGGAAAUUACGUAAGGGUAGCUCACAUUCAACACUUUCGUUGCUGAGGAGGGAGUUGAGAGAUGGAAAUCUGCAGUCUCUUUUUGGAGGAUCUUCGUGUAUUGUUUCUUCUAGUAGUGCUGCUCCUGAUCCAUUGUUGUCAUCAUUUAUCUUGCCAAUGGCUGAAGAUUAUGGAACUUCCCAGUCACAUUCUUCUGCUGCCACUGCUGCUGUCAAGAAAAGCACUAGUGAAAUUGCUGCAGAGAGAAAAGCACAGACACCUCCAUUGUCUAUUAAAGAUCAAGAGGAGAAAACAAAGAGGUCUCAGUUUGUGCAAGGACUGCUCUUGUCGACGAUAUUUGAUGUUGACUUAUAAAGUGCUGCUUUGCAGCUGGAGGCUGGCUGCCGGUGUCAUGGACUUUGCUGAAACGAUCCGCUCCAGAACAAAGCACCUUGAUCCGUGGUGUGACUUGUAGCGGAUAUGCCAAUUGUAUGCAAAAGGGCGGGAGUGAAAUAAGCUGUAGUAGUAACAACUGUAAUUUAUGUUGCAAUGUAGACGUAGUUUAUGUAGGCAGGAGAGAAUGAAAUCAGCUUUGUGUAUUGUUUACUGAUGCUACUUUAUGCUUGAUAAGCGAUGAAUAAAUUUGGGCAAGAAUCGAUUGUGCAAAUACCGAAUCAGUCAAAAGACAUCCGUUUCAACUAUGAUCUCGCUUCUUCUUUAAAGUUUAACAUCUUUUGGUCUAUCGUAAAAUACCAACAUUGUACGGCAGAAAUACUUUACAAUUGUUC